Messenger RNA from Olea europaea var. sylvestris, 1176 nucleotides. RefSeq lists its product as uncharacterized. The transcript is spliced from 5 exons. The coding region runs from base 1 to 1176 and encodes 391 amino acids. Lineage: Eukaryota; Viridiplantae; Streptophyta; Magnoliopsida; Lamiales; Oleaceae. The record is from RefSeq and is a predicted model, not a curated record.
AUGGUAACAGUUCAGUGUCUCAUUAGUAUUGCUACAGUUCAAGGCCUUGAUUUACAUCAAUUUGAUGUAAAUAGUGCCUUUUUACAUGGAGACCUUCGAGAGGAAGUAUAUAUGAGAAAACCGCUAGGACUACAGUUAUUUACUAAAAGAGAUAAAGACUCCUUCAUGGUUUUGCUUGCUUAUGUUGACAAUAUCUUAGUUGCAAGCAAUAGGUUGGAUUCAAUUGCUGCCUUAAAACAAUUGUUGGGUGCACAGUUCAAGAUAAAAAGACCUUGGGACUUUAAAGUAUUUUCUUGGGAUAGAGACUCAGAUACUUUGGCUUCUAAACCUAUGAAAAUCCCCAUGGAUCAAAAUGUAAGACUCAGGAAAGGUGGUGGGAAACCUUUAUCUGAUCCCAUCUCUUCUCGCAGAUUAAUUGGAAGGCUAAUGUAUUUAACAAUAACAAGACUUGAUAUUAACUACACUGUACUGACUCUCAGCCAGUUCAUGACUUGUCCCACAACAGCUCAUUUGGUAGCAGCAUACAAGGUUCUAUUGUACAUUAACUCAGCUUCGGGUCAAGGCAUUUUCUUCUCAGCUUCUGCUCCUUUACAACUUCAAGCCUACUGUGAUUCCGACUGGGCUUUUCGCUCGGAUUCUAGAAGAUCUAUCACGAAGUAUUGUAUCUUCAUAGGACAUUCCUUAAUUUCUUGGAAAUUCAAGAAGCGGAUCAUUGUUUCUCGAUCUUCAGCCGAAUCUGAAUACCAAGCUAUGGCUACCACUUGCUCAGAACUCAUGUGGCUUCGCUACUUACUUCAUGACCUACAAAUAUCACACCCUAAACCUGCAUUGCUCUUCUGUGAUAACCAAGCAGCCCUCGACAUAGCUACAAAUCCUGUCUUUCAUGAAAGAACUAAGCAUAUAGAGAUUGAUUGCCACUUAAUUCAUGAUAAGAUCUUGGAAGGCAAUAAACGAAAUGUUAAUGAAGAUGGCGGCGGUAGUUUCUACUAUAAAAAUCAAGGAGUCAGGCGCCAUGCGCCCAAAUUGAAAGUAAGAUGCAGUGAGGCGGGCGCCAUGGCGCCCGACUCAACUAUUUAUAUAAUUGUUUUUCCCCCUUCAUUUAGACCCGAUUUUAAGAGCAAAAUAGAAGAGAAAGCUUGGAUAGAAUUUUACAAGAUUGAGGUUGUUCAUCUUUAG